Gastrolobium bilobum is the source of this 1523-nucleotide messenger RNA. RefSeq lists its product as uncharacterized. The transcript has 5 exons. NCBI's taxonomy places the organism in Eukaryota, Viridiplantae, Streptophyta, Magnoliopsida, Fabales, Fabaceae. The record is from RefSeq and is a predicted model, not a curated record. The coding region runs from base 123 to 1523 and encodes 466 amino acids.
GUUUACAUUCUAUCACAGUAAAAUCAAAUAAGAGAAAUGUCUGUUCCGGUAGAUAUAGUAAAGUAACUUCUAGUUUGUCUUGCAAGCACACUGGGAGUCAGCCUAAUCCCGUCUCAGGGAAAAUGAAAAAAAUGAAGAAAAGCAAGUCAACUGUUGUGGGAGAGUCUGAAAAUAAUACUAAUUUGCCAAUAUGCAGUGAACAAGUAUCACUUGAAGCUGUUUGCUCACUACGAGAGUAUAUAAGUUUUCAACCUGCUGCCAAAGAACCCAAAAAUUGGAAUAAUGACAGCAGAUGGACAAGGAUCAAAGAUCAACCAAGCCAUCAUACAGAGAACAAUAAUGUCAAGGAGGAGGGUAUUAUUAGAUACAAGAGGAAGGGUAAUGGUAUAGUGGCUGAUCCAUUGAAGUUGAGUGUUAGGACAAAACGUCUUAAAUUGCCUACCAAUUUAUAUGGGGUGGCUAGGAAGAGCAGGUUGAAUCAUCAGGUUCAAGUUACUCCACAGCUAUCUGCAAGCAGCAGUUUUUCAUGUAUUGAUUCUUUGGUUUAUCCGAAAAGACCAAGAGGAAAAAGAAAGCAGGCUAAUGUGCGAAUUAGUUUUGAUGCACCUACAGUUUUGUGUGUUGAAAAAGAAACCAAUGUCUACUCCGCUAGAAAUCUAGAAGGUCGAGAUGAUGUGGAUAAAUCAUGUUUUCCUCACUCCCCUGGUGAUGCCAUGGAAUUUGAAAACCUUCAUGAUAAGCAUCCCUUAUUGCUGGCACAUGUUGAAAUAUCAUCAAACAAGAGCGUUGCACAAUCAAGUUUAGAAACCCCAGCUACUGUUGCCUCAAGUGAAGGCAUAAAGAUUUCAAACGCUAACCACACAUACUACAAGCGUCACAAAAAGCCCCAUGACAAAAACCAGCCGAAGUCUUCGCUUUUGAAGGAGAUUAUCAGAUUAGGAACUCCUGAGUCCACGUCAGAUACGAUAUGGAAAGAUCUGAGACAUCGAAGAGAUAUGGCAUGUGUCCGAGUUCUGUUUAGCCAGCAUUUGGAUGACAGUGUCAUCAAUCAGCAAAAAAAGAUCAUGGUACGUCUCAAUAUAUCUAUUGCAUCAAGCUCAAUGGAGGCCUCACAUUUCGUAGCAGACAGAUUUACACGGACAAAGAAUAUGUUGGAAACAAUGGCUCUUGGUAAAUUAGUGGUGACACCCUUAUGGCUUGAGAGCUGUGCACAAGCCAACUGUUUUAUUGAUGAGAAACAUUACAUUCUGAGGGAUGAGAAAAAGGAAAAGGGAAUAGGCUUUAGCAUGCCUGUUUCUCUUGCUCGAGCAAGACAGAAGCCACUACUGAAGGUAGUGGAUGAUAGUCAGAUCUAUGCAGACAAGAAUGAUAAUAUCUUAGAUGAUCUAUUGAUUCUUUCUUGUGAAGACGACUAUGCAAUAUGCCACCAUUUCCUUGAGAGAGGAACUGCUGUUUACAGUUCAGAGCUUGUUCUGAAUGGAAUUGUAAUCCAGAAAUUGGAACUUGAGAGGUACGAUACUUAA